AUGUCAAAGUGCCAAGAUGCUUGGAGGAUAUUACGACAAGUGGAUGUGGCUCGGGUGUGGGGAGGAUAUAGCUCAUGCCGGUUGGCAUGCUCAACUAGUUGUUUUGGUCAAAUCGUUUGGUUGGUUCGUGGCUUUUUGGGGCAGCCACAACUUGAGAGUGCACUCACUGGCAUGGACUUGGUAGUUAUACCUGCUGGUGCGCCAAGGAAACCUGGAAUGACAAGGGAUGAUUUAUUUAAAAUAAAUGCUGGAAUUGUGAGGACCCUUCGUGAAGGAAUUGCCAAGUGCUACCCCAAUGCUAUUGUCAACUUGAUUAGCAAUCCAGUGAAUUCCACUGUUGCAAUUGCUGCUGAGGUUUUUAAGAAAGCUGGUACAUAUGAUCCAAAGCGGCUCCUGGGUGUUACAACCCUUGACGUUGUGAGGGCAAAUACUUUUGUGGCAGAGGUACUGGGAGUUGAUCCAAGAGAGGUUGAUGUUCCGGUAGUGGGAGGUCAUUCAGGAGUCACAAUAUUGCCCCUUUUGUCACAGGUCAACGUAUGGUUUGGUUCAUUUCCCACUAAGGAUUUUAACGUUGUAUCUUCAGAUGGGGCAUUGGUGAGAGCUGCAGCUAGAGAAGAGAUGGUGAGAGUCACUACUCUCUUGUGGGAUGCACUUGUGCACCUGCUUUUCAGUUCCAGGACUUUGAUCUCGCAAAACGUUCUCAACUCAUUGCUCGCUUUUCCCAAAUGGAGCCUCUCAUCUCAUCACUGUUCAACCAAAUCAAACAAUUUACCCGGGUACACCCCUUCCUACCCAGGUAAAUAG
Messenger RNA from Gastrolobium bilobum, 804 nucleotides. RefSeq names its product malate dehydrogenase, glyoxysomal-like. NCBI's taxonomy places the organism in Eukaryota, Viridiplantae, Streptophyta, Magnoliopsida, Fabales, Fabaceae. The transcript is spliced from 3 exons. The coding region runs from base 1 to 804 and encodes 267 amino acids. Gene Ontology annotation, cellular component: chloroplast; cytoplasm. The record is from RefSeq and is a predicted model, not a curated record. Gene Ontology annotation, biological process: malate metabolic process. Gene Ontology annotation, molecular function: L-malate dehydrogenase (NAD+) activity.